AUGGCGGCAAACUUUUUUAACAAUAAAGCCCGCGCUGCGGCUGCUUCUGCGGCCAAAAGCAAUGUAACCAACAACCAGGACUCCGACCAGCAGGCCCAACCGUGGGUUGAGAAAUAUCGACCGAAGACUCUCGAUGAUGUGACAGCUCAAGACCACACAAUCUCUGUUCUCCAGCGAAAUCUUCAUGCUUCAAAUCUUCCACAUAUGCUUUUCUAUGGGUCUCCAGGCACUGGAAAGACCUCAACCAUCCUUGCCAUGUCCAAAUCCCUCUUUGGGCCUGCUCUUGUCCGCUCGAGAGUCCUUGAGCUCAACGCCUCGGAUGAGCGUGGGAUAAACAUUGUUCGUGAAAAGAUUAAAGAUUUUGCUCGAAUGCACCUAUCCCAACCCCCACCAGACCCAGCCUACCGCUCGCAAUAUCCUUGCCCGCCGUUCAAAAUCAUCAUUCUCGAUGAAGCAGAUAGUAUGACACACGACGCACAAUCUGCGCUUCGCCGAACCAUGGAGAAGUACAGCCGCAUUACUCGAUUCUGUCUCGUAUGCAAUUAUGUCACCAGAAUAAUCGAUCCUGUGGCGAGUAGAUGCAGCAAAUUCCGGUUCAAAGUACUAGAUGGUUCUGCUGCCCAAAACCGGCUGGUUGAGAUUGCAAGAAUGGAGAAACUAGACUUGGAGGAUAAUGUUGUUGAGACCCUCCUUCGAUGCAGCGAUGGUGACCUGCGAAAGGCUAUAACAUUUAUGCAGAGCUCCGCAAGACUGGCCCGCUAUGGCUCAGGGAAAAAAAAGGACACGUCUGAUAAGGAGAUGGAACUUGAUGAUACCAAACCCAGGAUUACGGUCAGAAGUAUUGAAGAAGUAUCUGGCUUAGUUCCAGAAACUGUUAUGCAACAAGUUAUUGCGGCUCUUCGCCCCAACAAGCGUACCUCAAAUUACGAGCAAAUCUCAAAUCUCGUAGCUGACCUGGUGGCUGAUGGAUGGAGUGCCUCUCAGGUCCUGUCACAGACAUACCAAGCAGUACUUCAAGAUGAAUCUAUUUCAGAUGCACAUAAGAAUCAGAUAUUGAAGGUCUGCUCCGAGUUUGAUAAGCGGUUAGUAGAUGGGGCUGAUGAGCACCUUUCGACUCUGGAUUUCAUGUUACAAAUAUCGGGCAUAAUACAGUCCAUUUAG
Molecule: messenger RNA, 1161 nt
Organism: Nannizzia gypsea CBS 118893
Lineage: Eukaryota; Fungi; Ascomycota; Eurotiomycetes; Onygenales; Arthrodermataceae
Product: replication factor C subunit 2
Exons: 4
Coding region: 1-1161 (386 amino acids)
Biological process (GO): DNA repair; DNA-templated DNA replication
Cellular component (GO): DNA replication factor C complex; nucleus
Molecular function (GO): ATP hydrolysis activity; DNA binding; DNA clamp loader activity
Source: RefSeq, a predicted model, not a curated record